AUGGCUCCCACUGCUUUGGAACGCGAGGAUGUCGCGCGCGAUGCCGCCUUCAACCAGGCCAUGCAUGGCAAGUCUGCUAAGGCUCGCGGUGGCUUGACUGCGCUGCGCGCAAAGGACAACGCGGCCCAGAAGGCCGCCGUUGACGAGUACUUCAAGCACUGGGAUAACAAGGGUCAUGAAGAGGAGACCGCCGAGGUCCGCGAGGCUCGCCGCAAGGAAUAUGCCACUCUUACCCGACACUAUUAUAAUUUGGCUACCGAUUUCUACGAAUAUGGCUGGGGUUCGUCUUUCCACUUCUGCCGCUUCGCGUACGGCGAGCCCUUCAACCAGGCCAUCGCCCGCCACGAGCAUUACCUGGCCCACCAGACUGGUAUUACUGAGAAUAUGAAGGUUCUUGACGUGGGUUGUGGUGUCGGUGGGCCUGCUCGUGAGAUGGUCAAGUUCACUGGAGCGCACGUCACUGGUCUCAACAACAACGACUACCAGAUUGACCGCGCUACCCACUACGCUGUCAAGCAGGGUCUCUCGGAGAAGAUGGCCUUUGUCAAGGGUGAUUUCAUGCAGAUGAAGUUCCCCGACAACACCUUCGAUGCCGUUUACGCCAUCGAAGCCACUGUCCACGCCCCUGAGCUGGUUGGUGUCUACAGCGAGAUCUUCCGUGUCCUCAAGCCCGGCGGCAAGUUCGGUGUCUACGAGUGGUUGAUGACCGACGAGUACAACAAUGAGGACCCUGAGCACCGCCGUAUCCGUCUUGGCAUUGAGCAGGGUGACGGCAUCUCCAACAUGGUCACCAUCUCCGAGGGCUUGAAGGCCAUGCGCGAUGCUGGCUUCGAGCUCCUUCACCACGAGGAUCUGGCUGCCCGCCCUGACGCUACCCCCUGGUACUACCCGCUGGCCGGUUCAUUCAAGCACAUGGGUUCCGUCUGGGAUUUCUUCACUAUUGCUCGCAUGACCUGGUGGGGUCGUGGCAUCGCUCACCGUUUCGUUGGUGCCGGUGAGACCAUCGGACUUUUCCCCAAGGGCUCUCAGAAAACCGCCGACAGCUUGGCCCUGGCUGCUGACUGCUUGGUUGAAGGUGCUCAGAAGAACCUGUUCACCCCGAUGUACCUCAUGGUCGGCAAGAAGCCCGAGUAA
This is a messenger RNA of Penicillium diatomitis, 1134 nucleotides long. RefSeq names its product sterol 24-C-methyltransferase (gene erg6). The transcript has 3 exons. The record is from RefSeq and is a predicted model, not a curated record. Gene Ontology annotation, biological process: ergosterol biosynthetic process. NCBI's taxonomy places the organism in Eukaryota, Fungi, Ascomycota, Eurotiomycetes, Eurotiales, Aspergillaceae. Bases 1 to 1134 code for a protein of 377 amino acids. Gene Ontology annotation, molecular function: sterol 24-C-methyltransferase activity. Gene Ontology annotation, cellular component: endoplasmic reticulum.